AUGAGCCAAGGAAAACUUGACGCCUUACGUCAUGAUAAAGCCACCAAUAAAGACUUUAACAACAUCAAAAAAGUCAUAAAGGUUAGUGAUGAACAAGAAUUGAGAGUCAAAGGUAAAAAAUUCAUCACUGAUGACUUCAAGACCAACGAAGAAGUCAAAGAACAAGGUGAUGCUAAAGAAGUCGACGACAAAAGUCACAAUAAAACCACCAAUAAUGACUUCAAGACCAACGAAGAAGUCAAAGAACAUGGUGAAGCCAGCAAAUUCGACGACAAAAGACACAAUAAAACCAUCAAUGAUGACUUAAAUAUCAACGAAGAAGUCAAAGAACAUGGUGAUGCUAAAGAAGUCGACGACAAAAGUCACAAUAAAACCACCAAUAAUGACUUCAAGACCAACGACGAAGUCAAAGAACACGGUGAUGCUAAAGAAGUCGACGACAAAAGUCACAAUAAAACCACCAAUAAUGACUUCAAGACCAACGACGAAGUCAAAGAACAUGGUGAUGCUAAAGAAGUCGACGACAAAAGUCACAAUAAAACCACCAAUAAUGACUUCAAGACCAACGACGAAGUCAAAGAACAUGGUGAUGCUAAAGAAGUCGACGACAAAAGUCACAAUAAAACCACCAAUAAUGACUUUAAGAUCAACGACGAAGUCAAAGAACACGGUGAUGCUAAAGAAGUCGACGACAAAAGUCACAAUAAAACCACCAAUAAUGACUUCAAGACCAACGAAGAAGUCAAAGAACAAGGUGAUGCUAAAGAAGUCGACGACAAAAGUCACAAUAAAACCACCAAUAAUGACUUCAAGACAGACGAAGUCAAAGAACAUGGUGAUGCUAAAGAAGUCGACGACAAAAGUCACAAUAAAACCACCAAUAAUGACUUCAACAUCAACGAAGAAGUCAAAGAACAUGGUGAUGCUAAAGAAGUCGACGACAAAAGUCACAAUAAAACCACCAAUAAUGACUUUAAGAUCAACGACGAAGUCAAAGAACACGGUGAUGCUAAAGAAGUCGACGACAAAAGUCACAAUAAAACCACCAAUAAUGACUUCAAGACCAACGAAGAAGUCAAAGAACAAGGUGAUGCUAAAGAAGUCGACGACAAAAGUCACAAUAAAACCAACAAUAAUGACUUCAAGACCAACGACGAAGUCAAAGAACAUGGUGAUGCUAAAGAAGUCGACGACAAAAGUCACAAUAAAACCACUAAUAAUGACUUUAAGAUCAACGACGAAGUCAAAGAACAUGGUGAUGCUAAAGAAGUCGACGACAAAAGUCACAAUAAAACCACCAAUAAUGACUUUAAGAUCAACGACGAAGUCAAACAACAUGGUGAUGCAUUUUCCCGUAAACGUCGAGAAAUAACUACCACUGACAACUUUAACAAGAAAGAAGUCAAGGAUCUUCGUAAUGCAGAAGAAUUUGACGAUAGACAUGGCGAUAAAUCCACCAUUAACAAUUACAAGAAAAAAGAAUUCAAAGAUUUUGGCAAUGCAAAACAAUUUGACAACAAACAACAAGAUCAAUCCACCAUUGACAACUUCAACAAGAAAGAAAUCAAAGAUGUUGGUGACACAGGAAAACGUGAAGAUGAACGUCGCGAUGAAACCACCAAUAAUGACUUCAAGACCAACAAAGAAGUCAAGCAACAAGGAGAUGACGUUGCCCGCAAACGUUGGGAAAUAACUAACAAUGACAACUUUAACAAGAAAAAGGACAAAGAUCUUGGUGAUGAAGAAGAAUUUGACGAUAAACGUAGCGAUCAAUCUACCAUUGACAACAACAUGAAAAAAGAAGUCAAAGAUCUUAGUGAUGCUGAAGAAAUUGACGAUACACGUCGUGAUCAAUCCACCAUCGACAACUCCGGCAAGAAAGAAGCCAAAGAUCUUGGUGAUGCGAAAAACUUUCCACACAAAAAAGUCAACGAUUAUAAAGAACUGGACGAAAAACAUCUUCAAAAAAGAAGUGUUGAUGACAUUGAAAUCGAAGAAAAAAUUGAUGAUGGUGAUGAUGAUGGUCAAGUUGAUAAUACGAAUGGUGAUGGUGAUGAUAACGAAAAAGUUGAUGAUGAUGAUGAUGUUAAUGAUGACAACUUCAACAAGAAAGAAAUCAAAGAUUUUGGUGAUGCAAAACAAUUCGACCACAAACAACAAGAUCAAUCCACCACUGACAACUUCAACAAGAAAGAAAUCAAAGAUGUUGGUGACACAGGAAAACGUGAAGAUGAACGUCGCGAUAAAACCACUAAUAAUGACUUCAAGACCAACAAAGUAGUCAAGCAACAUGGUGAUGACGUUACCCGAAAACGUUGGGAAAUAACUAACAAUGAUAACUUCAACAAAAAAGAAGUCAAAAGUCUUGGUGAUGCUGAAGAAUUUGACAGUAAACAACAAGAUCAAUCCACCAUUGCCAGAAAAGUCAACGAUUAUAAAGAACUGGACAAAAAACAUCUUCAAAAAAGAAGUGUUGACGACAUUGAAUUAAAAGAAAAAAUUGAUGAUGGUGAUGAUGAUGGACAAGGUGAUGAUGAUACGAAUGGUGAUGGUAGUAGUGAUGAUAAUGAUAAAAAAGACGAUGGUGAUGUUGAUGACAGUGAUGACGAUGACGAUGAUGACAACUUCAACAACAAAGAAGUUAAACAACAUGGUGAUGCAGUUGCCCGCAAACGUCGGCAAAUAACUAUCAUUGAAAACUUCAACAAGAAAAAAGUCAAAGACCUUGGUGAUGCUGAAGAAAUUGACGAUAAACGUCAUGACCAAUCCUCCAUUGACGACCUCAACAAGACAGAAAUCAAAGAUUUUGGUGAUGCAAAAGAAUUUGAAAACAAGCAACAAGAUCAAUCCACCAUUGACGACCUCAACAAGAAAGAAAUCAAAGAUCUUAGCGAUGAAGAAAAAUUGGACGAUAAACGUCGUGAUCAAUCCACCAUUGACACUUAUAAAGUACUUCGCAAAAAGCACCUUCAACAUAGAAGUAUUGACGACAUUGACAUCAAAGAAGAAAUUGAUGAUGGUGGCGAUGAUGAUCAAGUUGAUGAUAAGAAUGGUGAUGGUGAUGGUGAUGAUAAUGAUGAUGCCAGUCAUGAUGAUAAUGAUGAUGAUAGUCAUGAUGACAGUGAUGAUGAUGACGGUGAUGAUGUUGAUGGCGAUAAUGAGGAUGAUGGUGACGAUAAUGGUGAUGAGGAUGAUGAUGAUGGUUAUGAAAAUGGUGAUGAUGAUGAUGGUGAUGACGAUGGUGAUGAUAAUGAUAAAGUUGAUGGUGAUGAUGAUGAUGGUGGUGAUAACAAUGAUGGUGAGGAUGAUGAAGUUGAUGAUGAUGUUAGUGAUGAUGAGGAUGAAAAUGAUGUAGAUGAGAGUGAUGAGGAUCAUAAACAUGAGGAUAAGAAUGAUGAGGGUAAUAAGAACGAUGUAGAUGAUAAAGACGAGGAUGAUGAGGAUAGUGGAGAUGAUACUGAUAAUGAAAAAGCUGGUGAUGAACAUGAUGGUUAUGGUGAAGGGGAUGAGGAAAAUAAGGAUGAAGAUGAGGAGGAUAAUGACAAUGACGACGCUGGUGAUGGUAGUGAUGAUGAUGAUGGUAUUAAUGAAGAUGAGGAGGAGGAAGAUAAAGAUGAUGACGAUGAUAGUGAUGAUGAUGGUGGUGGUGAGAAGGAAGAGGGUGAAGUUGAUAACGAUGAUGAUGACAGCGUUAAUAUUAUAAAGAACAAACGUCGUCAAAGAAAGUCAAACAGAAGUCAAACAAAAAAAAUCGAAAAUCGAGGCAAUGCAGUUAACAAGAAAGUUGGUUCUGAUAGGGUCAUUGAUGACUUAAAGAACAAAAAAAAGGUAGAUGAUAGUGAUGCAGAUGAUAAAGAAGGCAAUUUUGACCCAACCACUGAUGACUUGAACGACAUCGACGAACCUGAAGAUUAUCGUAAUCAAAUAAUGAACGAACGUCGUGAUGAUGCAGCCAUUGGCGACCUAGACAACAACGAAGAAGACGAAAAUCGUGGUGUUGAGAGAAACCUUAACGAUACACAGGCUAAAAAUAACAUUAAAAAGAUCCCAGAUUCCGACGAGGAAACGUCAUUGAAUAACUAUCUCGAGAAUAAAAAGGAGAUCAAUAAUGAUGUUCAAGCAGAAAAAAAUGAGGAGAAAAUUCAAAACGCCAACGUGGUUAGCAACUUUAAAAAUGAAAUGACAAAACACGACGAUAAGGGAAAAACGGAAAGUAAAAAUCGUGAUGAAAUUUCCCAACAGAACUUGAUUCGUGACAAAAAAAGCAUAAAAAAUAGCGAUGACCAAAAAAAACAAAGGAGCAAAAAUCGUAAUGAAAUUAUGAAUGAUAAAUUUAGAAGAUAUAUUCGCGAAGUCAAAUCAGAUAAAGACAAAGACGAUAAAUCAGUUGGUCUUCACUCAAAAAAAAAAAUCAACAUUUACCAAGACGACAGCGACAGCAUUAAACGAAGUGAUAUGUUCAACGGCAGCAGUGAAAGCAACGUUAAGAAAAGUGUCAAUAGCAGAGGCAACAGAAACGAAAACCAACAUAGUAACAACGAGAACAGCAGCAACAAACACAAAAUUGAGCUGAAUGGCUAUCGUAAGAACAAGGACAGCGACGAUAGCAAAGGCAACAACAACAAACGUAGAAAAAAGCGCAACACAGACAGUAAUAUUAAUUAUGAAGAAAAACUGAUGAGCCAAAGUCUUCAAGAAAACUUCAGUGAUAAAAAACAUCAUAGUUUACAAAUGAAAAAGGAUGUGAAUUCAGAGAAGGGCUUACUGCAGUACCUAAAUAAUGGAAAAGAAACUACCCGUGGUGACCGUGUCAGACGCUUCAUUGGUAAUUUAAUAUGCUCAUACAGUAUUCCAAGAUAAGAAAUUUUGUUAAUUUUGAAAUGUUUCAUAGUGCACUCUAUAUGUUCUAAAAUUCAUGGGUGAAGGAGAAAUGAGAUGAGAAUAUAGUCCUCAGAUCAGAAAGUGCUCUUCUCGA
This is a messenger RNA of Xenia sp. Carnegie-2017, 4975 nucleotides long. RefSeq lists its product as uncharacterized. Lineage: Eukaryota; Metazoa; Cnidaria; Anthozoa; Malacalcyonacea; Xeniidae. The record is from RefSeq and is a predicted model, not a curated record. The transcript is spliced from 3 exons. Bases 1 to 4860 code for a protein of 1619 amino acids.